AUGUCAAAAAUUUCAGCUUCUAGUGCGAAAAAUGAAGCUAUUGUGGUGGAAUUCGAGGAAAAUUCGAGUCGAAAAAUCAAGGUUGAUGUGAUUUUUGAGAAAUUGGGCAGUUUUGGAAGGUAAGUCAAAAAAGGGGGCAAAAAAAUUACGGUCAUUUUGACAUACAGUAAGCUAUAGGUUUUGGCGCCAAAACCAUGGGUUACUGUAGCUCAAAAUGGCCGGAAUUUUGUGAUCUACAAGAUUUCAUUGGUCUCGAGAGGAAAACGUGGAUUUUUGGCGCCAAAACCUAGGGUUACUGUAGCUCAAAACUACCGGAAUUUUGUGAUCUACAAGAUUUCCUGGGUCUCGAUAAGAAAACGUGGAUUUUUGGCGCCAAAACCAUGGGUUACUGUAGAUCAAAAUGACCGGAAUUUUGUGAUCUACAAAAUUUCACGGGUUUCGAGAAGAAAACGUGAAUUUUUUGCGCCAAAACCAUGGGUUACUGUAGGUCAAGAUAUAGAUCAUGAAAUUACGAUCAUUUUGAGAUACAGUAACCUAUAGUUUUGGCGCCAAAACCAUGGGUUACUGUAGAUCAAAAUGUAGAUCACAAAAGUAAAUGGGUCUCGAGAGGAAAACGUGGAUUUUUGGCGCGAAAAUCCCGGGUUACUGUAUCUCAAAAUGACCGGAAUUUUGUGAUCUACCAGUAUUUCUUGGGUCUCGAGAGGAAAACGUGGAUUUUCGGCGCCAAAACCAUAGGUUACUGUAGUUCAAAAUGACCGCAAUUUUGUGAUCUACAAGAUUUCCUGGGUCUCGAGAAGAAAACCUAGGGUUACUGUACCUCAAAAUGACCGUAAUUUCAUGAUCUACCCGAAAAUUCGCGUCAUUUCCGCACACUCCCCCCAGGGGAUCCCCAAAUCUUAUCAAAAAUGCACUUUUUUGCGAAAAAAAACCAGAUUUCUUUUAUUUUUUGUUAGAAAAAAAGGACAGUAUGUGUACAUAAUACUUUGUACCUGGGAACAAGGGAAAAAUGUUUUUUGGAAGAAAAUUUUUCAAUGAAACCCUGUACAGUAACCCGUUUAUGAUUAAUUGGUUGAUACAAAUAGUGUGACGAAAUUUUUUUUGUUUUUUUGCAAAAACUGGGAAAUUUUUGGCCAAAAAUUCCGAAUUUUUAGGUCAAAAAUUCCGAAUUUUAGGUCAAAAAUUCCGAAUUUUAGGUCAAAAAUUCCGAAUUUUGGGUCAAAAAUUCAAAUUUGGCGCCAAAAAUUUUGAAUUUCAGAUUUCAACAAAUCCAAUUUCUUCUCAUAUGCAUUCCAAUGAUGUUUGUCUCAAUGCACGUGAUGAGUUGGACAUUUAUCGUAACUGCGGCUCGGAAAACGUGAGUUAAAAUGGCGAAAUUCGGAAAAUUCAUCAAAUUUUGAUCAGAAAAAUGAUUUUCAUUGAUCAAAAGGUCACGGGUUCGAGCCCCACCCGGCCGGAACUAAAUUUUUUAUUUUUUUUGCAGCUGCCUCGAAAACAUCACCACCUUCUGCGUAGAAGAAGCCUAUUCCGCUUCGGACCGCUGGGACAUGUCCGGACCGAAUUCGUGGAUUCGGGCCACCGUUCAGAGCCUCUAUUUCAUCGGUCAGAUGAUCGGCAGCUUUUCGUGCGGAAUUUUGGCGGAUCGGUGAGUUUUCCGCGCGGAAAUUGGUGAAAAAUUCGUGAAUUUUGACCAGAAACAGCUGAAAAUGCUGAAAUUUUCAGCCAAAAUUGUGAAAAUUUCAGAAUUGGCCGAAAAAAGGUGCUAUUCAUUUGCCUGGUGACUCAAGUGACUUGUGCUACAGUACUGAUUUUCGCGCCAACUUGGUGGAUCUACACAAUAUUCAAGUGAGUUUGGUGCAAAAGGUCACAGGUUCGAGGAACAGUGGGAACUUUUCUGAACUUUUAAAAUAGCUGUUUUGACCAGAAAAGCUGGAUUUUCAGCUAAAUUUUGAAUAUUUUUUUUUUUUUGUUCAAAAGGUCACAGGUUCGAGGAACGGUGGGAACUUUUUUGAACUUUUAAAAUUUUUGUUUUUGGCUAGAAAAGCUGGAUUUUCGAGAUUUUUACUAUUCAAAAGGUCACAGGUUCGAGGAACGGUCGGAACAUGAAUUUUUGUCAAAAAUCUCUGAUUUUUGACUAGAAAAGCUGAAUUUCCAUAUAAUUUUCGAGAUUUUUACUGUUCAAAAGGUCACAGGUUCGAACCCCGCUGGGAACUUUUCCCUACAGUACUCAAAAAAAUUCCAAUGAUGUCAUAAAGCAAAAGAAACGUGACAAAUAUCUCUCAUUGUAAAAAAAUGACCAAAUUCGGGUAGAUCAAAAACUAUGUGUAACAAUUUUGAUAGUUUGAUUUUGGCAGGGGGAAUUUCGGGUAAGGAAGGUUUUUAGGGUCAUUUUAGGGGCUUUAAGGUAAUUUUUAUGACAAAAAUUCGAUCUGAGAGGCUUUUAGACCAUUUUUAGGGGCUUCGAGGCCAAUUUCAAGGCUUUAAGACGAAAAAUCUGGUUAUUAGGGGCUUUAAGGUCAUUUUUAGGGGCUUUUAGGCUAUUUUAAGGCCUUAGGGCUGAAUAAGCCUAAAAAAUCCGGAAAAAUCACCAAAAUCAUCGAAAUUUCAUGAAAAAUCGGAAUUUUUGGGUUUCUAGGCCAUCCAGGCCGUUUCUAGGCCAUUUUCCAUGAUUUUUACAUCAAAAAUCUUGAAAUUUUGCGAAAUAAUGAGGCUAGGCUAACCUUAAGCCUAGAAAUCCGUAGAAAAAUACCAAAAUCUUCGAAAUUUCAUGAAAAAUCGGAAUUUUUGGGUUUCUAGGCCUUCCGGGCCGUUUCUAGGCCAUUUUUCAUGAUUUUUACAUCAAAAACCUCCAAUUUUUUCAGAGCCGGCACCGGAUUUUCUCAACCCGGAAUCUACGGUGUUGCCGUAGUUCUCGGAAUCGAAUUAGUCGGUCCAAAAUACCGUAGUAUGGUCUCAGUCACCUCAAAUAUUUUCACAUGUCUCGGAAGUGUUUUGCUGGCUGUUUUGGCCUAUUUCAUUUUGGAUUAUCGAUUUUUGCAUGCGGCUAUUGCGAUUCCGAGUUUGGUUUUUAUUUCGUAUUGGUGGAUGUUGGCGGAAUCUGCGAGGUGGCUGGUUUCGAAGGAGAAAUUUGAUGAGGCUAAUCAGGUUGGAGCAACUUGAUUUUUAAAAAUUUCAGAUUUCGGCUGAAAAUCCGGGCUAAAAUUUUAAUUUUAGGCUGAUUUUAAAGCCCUUGAAAUCCUCUACAAAAUGAGCCUAGAAUUAAAUUUUGAAAGCUUCAGAGCUUUUUAGUUUCAGCCCAGAUUUUCAGCCAAAAUCUGAAAUUUUCAAAAUUUAAAAUCAGUUUCAUUUUGUAGAGAAUUUCAAGGGCUUCAAAUUGAGCCUAAAAUUGAAUUUAGAAAAUUUCAGAUUAAGGCUGAAAAUCCGGGCUAAAACUCAGAAGCUCUGAAAUUUUCAAAAUUUAAAUUUAGCCUCAUUUUGUAAAGAAUUUCAAGUGCUUCAAAAUGAACCUAAAAAUAAAUUCUGAAAAUUUCAGAGCUUCUCAGUUUCAGCGGAAAUCUGAAAUUUUCAAAAUUUAAAUUUAGACUCAUUUUGAAGCUCUCAGAAUUCUCUACAAAACGAACCUAAAAUCAAAUUUUGAAAAUUUCAUAUUCUGGCUGAAAAUCCGGGCUGAAACUCAGAAGCUCUGAAAUUUUCAAAAAUUCAAUUUAGGCUCAUUUUGAAGCUCUUGAAAUUCUCUACAAAAUGAGCCUAAAAUUGAUUUUUGAAAUCUUCAGAGCUUCCCAGUUUCAGGCCGGAUUUUCAGCCGAAAUCUAAAAUUUUCAAAAUUUGAAUUUAGGCUCAUUUUGAAGCUCUCAGAAUUCUCUACAAAAUGAACCUGAAUUUGAAUUUUGAAAAUUUCAGAGUUUCUCAGUUUUAGCCCAGAUUUUCAGCCAGAAUCUGAAAUUUUCAAAAGUUAAAUUUAGCCUCAUUUUGAAGCUCUCAGAAUUCUCUACAAAAUGAGCCCAAACUUGAUUUUAAACAAUUUCAGAUUUCGGCUGAAAAUCCGGGCUAAAACUCAGAAGCUCUGAAAUUUUCAAAAGUUAAAUUCAGGCUCAUUUUGAAGCCCUUGAAAUUCGCUACAAAAUGAGCCUAAAAUUAAAUUCUGAAAAUUUCAGAGGUUCUCAUUUUCAACCAGAAUCUGAAAUUUUCAAAAAUCAAGUUUGAGCUCAUUUUGAAGCCCUUGAAAUUCUCUGCAAAAUGAGCCUAAAAUUAAAUUCUGAAAAUUUCAGAGCUUCCCAGUUUCAGCCAAAAUCUGAAAUUUUCAAAAAUCAAGUUUGAGCUCAUUUCGCAGCCCUUGAAAUUCCCCUUUCGAGCGAAGCGAGUGUAAACCGGAAGCUUCCGCGAAGCGGCCACGCGGAAUUUCAAAUUUCCAGGUUCUAUGCCGAGCGGCAGAUUGGAAUCACAAGAAAAUCCCAUCAAAUUGGAUAGAUCUCAUCGAAAAACCAUCUGGAGCAAGUUCCGGGCUCCAAAAAUCAGGAAAAUCCUCCAACAACUUCGGAGUCUACGAUCUUCUUCGAACUCCCCAAAUGCGAAAACGAACUUUGGCUAACUUCCUAAUGUGGCCAGUUGUUACUAUGAUGUACUACGGUUUAUCAAUGAAAUCAGAUGUUGGUGGUGGAAGUCUAUUCAUCACAUUUAUCACAAGUUCUUUGGUUGAAAUUCCAGCUUCACUUAUUGUUUUUGUAUUGAUUGAUAGGAUUGGAAGAAGGCGAUUAUUUAGUGCAAGUAUAUUUUUGGCUGGUUUGCUUUUGAUGAGCAAUUGGUUGGCUCAGGAAUAUAGUGAGUUAGCGCAAGUUCUGGGGGUGAAAAUGAGCCAAAAUUCACUAAAUUUGGAGCAUUUUGAGCUUGAGAUAUCUUUCGAACCCAAAUUUUCAGAUGAAUUUUCUGAAAUUUUCAGAUUCCCCUUGAAAUUUGGAGCAGUUUGAGCUAUAACAUGAGCAAUUUCAGGAAAUUUGAAUUUAGAUUCAAUUUUUCAAAAGUUAGGCUUAUGAGAUAUCUUUGAGACUCAAAUUUCAACCUGAAUUCGAAUUUUCAGAUGAAUUUUCUGAAAUUUUCAGAAUCCCCUUGAAAUUUGGAGCAUUUCGAGCCCAAACAUGAGCAAUUUCAGGAAAUUUGAAGCAUUUUGAGCCUAAAUUCAAUUUUUCAAAAGUUAGGCUUAUGAGAUAUCAUUCAAACCCAAAUUUCAGCCUGAAUUCAAAUUUUCAGAUGAAUUUUUCUGAAAUUUUCAGAUUUCUUAUGAAAUUCGAAGCAUUUUGAGCCCAAACAUGAGAAAUUUCAGAAAAUUUGGAGCAUUUUGAGCCUAAAUUCAAUUUUCCAAAAGUUAGGCUUAUGAGAUAUCAUUCAAACCCAAAUUUCAGCCCGAAUUCAAAUUUUCAGAUGAAUUUUCUGAAAUUUUCAGAUUCCCCUUGAAAUUUGGAGCAUUUUGAGCUCAAAAAUCACCUAAUUUCAUACAAAGAUACAAAAUUUAGUCAAGACACCAAUCUUAGCUCCCAUUUCACCCGAAACUGAAUUCCGGGCUCAUUUUUGGCGCCAAAAUCGAUUCUGGGGUCGAAAUUUCGUUCUGAAACCAAUUUCAGCUUCAAAUUCUAUGUUAGAAUCUUCCCAGGGUAAAAAUUAACCAGAAAAUUAAUUCCCGGGCUAAUUUUGACUGUAAAAACCUCUAGACCCUUAAUUUUUGCUCCAAAUUCAAAUCCUGUGCUCAUUUUCGGCUCAAAACCCUUCCCAGCGUCAAAAUUUCAUCAGAAACUGAAUUCCGGGCUCAUUUUUGAGCCCUGAAUCGAUUCUGGGGUCAAAUUGCGGCUUUUUUCAUCCAAAAUCCUUGCAGUUCCCCAUUUCCUGGCCGUCAGUUUCAUUCUCACCGCAAAAGCUUGCGUCACCACCGCCUACACCGUAAUGUACACUUAUACCUCCGAAUUAUUCCCUACCGUAAUCCGCAACACCGCAAUCGGUUGUUGUUCGACAAUCGCGCGAUUCGGCGCAAUUCUCGCCUCAUUUAUCGCAUUUUUUCUGGUCGAAAGGUACGGUAGUUGGUGUAUGAUUGUGCCGUUCACGUUUUUGGCGUUUGCUGCCGCGUUUACCGCUUCCGCGUGUCUUCCGGAGACGCGGGGAAAGUCGUUGCCGGAUUCGAUUUCGGAAAUUGAGGGACACUCGAUUUGA
Caenorhabditis angaria is the source of this 6192-nucleotide messenger RNA. The record is from the annotation of a GenBank genome assembly. NCBI's taxonomy places the organism in Eukaryota, Metazoa, Nematoda, Chromadorea, Rhabditida, Rhabditidae.